Molecule: messenger RNA, 1524 nt
Organism: Capronia epimyces CBS 606.96
Lineage: Eukaryota; Fungi; Ascomycota; Eurotiomycetes; Chaetothyriales; Herpotrichiellaceae
Exons: 2
Coding region: 1-1524 (507 amino acids)
Source: RefSeq, a predicted model, not a curated record
AUGAGCAAUGAUCCGGACUCUGCAUUGACAAAUACUCGUUAUCUGUCUACUUCACCCUCCCCGUCUCCGAAUCUUCUUCCUACUCCUGACACGGCCAGUCUCGCAUCAAAUCGAUCCUGUUCGGGCGUCUCUUCCGUCUCAACCUCCUCUUCCUCCUCAAAUGCCUCCUCAAUUUCUCGAGCAAGUCUCGGUUCUCGUCGGCGUGGGUAUAUUCGACCCCAAGGCGGAUCCUUCGCCGAUUCGGCCAAGAAUAGGGAAAGUGUCAUGAGCUUGGGCAGUAUCGCGCAUCUGCAAUAUUAUUUCGCUCGUACAGGUCUUUUGGAUGGAAAAGGGGGUCAGAUGGCCAAGAAGAAACAGAACGGAGAAUAUGACAUUCCCAGAUUGUCUCUCGCUGCAAAUCGGGAUAUCGUUGACUCGCCCAUCGACGAUGAAGCCCAGGCCCUGUGGGAAGCCUCCCAAGAAGAUGGUGCCGAUGUUAUGCUACCUCCCACCGUUUCAACCUACAGUCAUCCUUCCAAUUACGUUGCUCCUCCUCCAGAUCAGAAGACCAUGAAGAGGAAUUUGGUGGAAGCCUUGGAAAACGCCCUCCAAGCAGUGGAAUCGUGCGAGAAAUUGGCAAAUGAGAAUCCCGAAGAACAAAGUCAGGGGUUCUAUCAAAUACAAGGCCUCCACGUUCUUGACACUGCCACACACGCAAUCCGUGCAGCACGACUCUAUUACACACUACAUCCAAACCCUCAGCGGCUCAACUCAAUAAGAUCAGACCAAGAAUUACGCAAAGACCUAUAUUCCGUCCUGGAUGUGCUGAAAAGAUGUGCGGCCCGGAACUUUGCUGGUGGUCUCCGAGAAGAUGAAAAAUUGGCGGUUCUUGUCUGGGUCAGCGACGUGGGCAUGAUGAUUGACCAAGAAGCGAAACUCGAAGAGGCAGACAGGCACGAGAGGAAGGAUUGGCAUUGGAUGAAUGACUCCCACUGGGUCGAUCGAGAGAGGGAACGCGAUGUUAACUUCCUCGAUUUUUUGCUGAAGGGGCAGUGUCAACCUCCAUGGAAUCAGCCUGAAGUCGGUCCAGAGUACUUUCGAAAUCUCGCUGAUGGCAAGGACCUUGUCCGCAUGCACAAUGCGGCCGUGGAUCGAUCAAAGAAGCAUUUCGACUAUAUCAAAAGCUUCCAUGAAGACGUGGCCAAGCCGUAUCGACGCGCCGACAAUCUUCGCUACUGGGCAAAGGCGGCAGAACUGAGAUGGGAGCUUCGACUUCAGCUGGACGUCAUGGCCGUAGCCACUCCGAUGGACAACGAUGCUACUUGGCUGUCUUUUGAAGAGGUUGUUCGACAGUGGAGCCGAGGGCCUGGCUAUGGCGAGCCCAUUGUCGAGUCCGGCAAGGAAGGAUUCUUCAGCUCCCCCUCUUCCCAGCCCUACCAGAAGAAUGACCGUCGCUCCAAGUCCUCUGGGAAGUCCUUCGAAGACCACCACGGCUUACAGUCCUCCGGAUACUCCGACUCCCAAGAGACCACUCAGUUGCUGUGA